CGUUCCAAAAUCCAAACACGGCCUUAACCGGAAAUUCACCUAACACUUGCCCCUUCACGCUCUGUUGAGUUUCUUCUCCAUUUCUACUUUUCCCUGCUCUUGUGCUCUCUGCAUACAUCCGCAUAUAUCUUCUGUCUAUGUGUGAGCUGCUUCUCUCUUCGCUGCCAUUCGCAGUGAUCUCAAAGCCGCGUAAAUCUAGAUCUCACUUUUGAAGCUUAGUAUCGAUGGAGGCGGCGCGGCGUCUGCUGGUUGGUGUGACAAUGACGAUUGUUCUUCUGCUGGUGGUGGAGUGCGCCGUGAGCUUGACGCUGUCUUCGAGGCUAAUUCACAGGUUGUCCGAGGAACUGAAGAGCGCUAGGGUUUCGAGAAGCGGCGGAGAGGCGUCCCCUGCUUGGCCGGAGCGGCGGAGCUUGGAGUACUACCGGAUGCUUGUGAGCAGUGAUGUUCGGAGGCAGAAGAUGAGGCUCGGUUCUCGCUAUCAACUUCUGUUCCCUUCCGAAGGCAGCCAAGCAAUGUCGUUCGGGGACGACUUAGCAUGGUUGCAUUACACUUGGAUUGAUAUAGGGACACCCAAUGUGUCUUUUCUGGUUGCUUUGGAUUCUGGGAGUGACCUACUUUGGGUUCCGUGCAACUGUAUUCAAUGUGCUCCCCUAUCUUCUAGCUAUUACGACAGUUUGGAUAGGGAUCUAAAUGAAUAUAGCCCAUCUGGGUCAAUCACGAGCAAGCACUUACCUUGCAGUCAUCACUUAUGUAUACUGGGUCCGAAUUGCAAGAGUCCUAAGCAGCCAUGCCCUUACACAGCUGAAUAUGAAUCAACAGAUACCUUCAGUUCAGGAUUUCUGGUUGAGGAUACAAUGCAUUUUGCUGCAAGAAGUGAUAAUGCAACCAAUAUUUCUGCAGAGGCUCCAGUCAUUAUUGGAUGUGGGAGGAAGCAAAGCGGUGGUUACUUGGAUGGAGCUGCUCCUGAUGGUGUUAUGGGUCUGGGACUGGGUGAGAUUUCUGUGCCAAGUUUACUUGCAAAAGCAGGAUUGUUGCGGAAUUCUUUCUCUUUGUGCUUUAAUGAGGAUGCUUCUGGGCGAGUAUUUUUUGGGGACCAAGGGCCAUCUGCUCAACAGUCUACUCCAUUCCUGCCGCUUGAGGGGAAGCUUGUUGUACCAUAUACUGUUGGUGUUGAGGCAUGUUGUAUUGGAGGUUCUUGUCUCGACAAAACAAACUUCAAAGCACUGGUAGAUAGUGGGACAUCAUUUACGUUCCUCCCCAAGAAAGCAUAUGAAAUGGUUGUUCAGGAGUUUGACAGACAAGUAAAUGCUACAAGUGUUGAAGGAUCCGAUUUGAAAUAUUGUUACAAAUCCAGAUCCCAGGAUAUGCCUAAGAUACCCUCUCUGACACUUAAAUUUGCAUCAAACAACAGCUUCCUGGUCCACGAUCCUACCUUACGUUAUAAUGACAGUGAGGAAGUAUUUUGUUUAGCCAUACAGCCUACAGAUGGGGAUCUUGCAAUAAUUGGGCAGAACUACAUGACUGGUUAUCGGUUGGUGUUUGAUAGGGAAAAUUUGAAGUUGUGCUGGUCACCAUCCAAUUGUCAAGAUCUCAGUGAUGCAAAGACGAUGCCACUUACACCUCCAAGUGGUAGCCUGCCUAACCCGUUGCCAACAACUGAGCAGCAAAGUUCGCCUAAUGGCCACGGAGUUGCCCCCGCCGUUGCUCAAAGGACUCCCUCAAAACCCUCAGCUGCCUCACCACAGCAACUCUCAUCCCACAUACAUUUGGUGAACUUCUUGCUACUGCUGCUAUUUUUACAUCCGUAUUUCUCAGGCCACUAAGUUUGAUGCUUUCACUUCCGAUUAGAUAUUUUUCAAGUUUUCAUGUAAAUCCUGUUGCCCACGCCCAGAGCUUCCACUUCCCUCGCAUUGCCCUUUGUUUCCUUGCUCAUCCUGGGAUGCAUUGGGUGCUCUUUUUCUAGGAACACGUAGUAUUCUUGUGUGUAUCUUCCUCUUUUUUAUUUAAAAUUUUUCCUUAUUACAUAUAUAUAUAUAUAUAUCUGGCUUAACACUAUAUCUAUAAAUCCCUCUGAAAUUAACCA
Messenger RNA from Diospyros lotus (date-plum), 2083 nucleotides. Its product is annotated as aspartic proteinase-like protein 1. Lineage: Eukaryota; Viridiplantae; Streptophyta; Magnoliopsida; Ericales; Ebenaceae. Gene Ontology annotation, biological process: proteolysis. The transcript is spliced from 11 exons. Gene Ontology annotation, molecular function: aspartic-type endopeptidase activity. The record is from RefSeq and is a predicted model, not a curated record. Bases 225 to 1823 code for a protein of 532 amino acids.